Messenger RNA from Rotaria sordida, 1317 nucleotides. Lineage: Eukaryota; Metazoa; Rotifera; Eurotatoria; Philodinida; Philodinidae. The record is from the annotation of a GenBank genome assembly.
AUGGCUAUUAAUAGUAGUUAUGUGAUGCCUGAUGCAAAUACUAUUACAGUAACAACCGGAUUAUCAAGCUGUGAUAAUACAACAUUAGAUUUAAAUAAAACUAUAUAUGAUCUUAGAAAUUUAUAUCAAAAUAACAUUUCAAAUCUUACAUCAAAUCUUUUUUUUAAUAUUUCAAUUAGUAAUUUUAAUUGUUCGAGAAGAAACGGAAAUUAUUUUGAACAAAUUAUUACUUUUACUCAAUCAAUUUCAAUACGAAUUCAAAUUUUAUUUGCUUCUAUUUAUUAUGAUUAUAUAAAUGCUAAUAAUUAUCAAUUCAAUGGUUUUAUAAUUGAUCGAGAAUCAUAUUUUAAUUUUUCAUCAAUCACUGUAAAUAAUACUGCCAAAUCUGAUGCUUGUUCAAGUGCCCAAGCUGCACAAGAUCCUUUGUGUCUAACAAAUUUAACACAUCCAAUAUGUACUUUACUACCAAAUAGAUGGAAUGUUACUUGCAGUCAAAAUUUUCUUACAACUAUAAUUUCAUUAUUUGGAUCGACAACAAUGAGUAAUAGUCAAUUAGAAAUGCCAAUAAUUUCAUCAGGUUUGAAUUCAUGGCAAAUUGGUCUUAUUUGUAGUUUAAGUAUUUUAUUUGUAUUAAUAUUAAUUCUAAUUAUUGUAUAUUUUUCUCGUCGAUUUAUACAUUCAAAAAGUCUUACUAUAUCACAUAUUAAUCUUUUUAAUGAUACAAAUCUAAUGAAUAAAAGUGAAACACCUCGAAGUCAAGUAUUUCAACGAACAGCAACAAUUCUACAAUCUAAACAUGAUAAUAAUACAACUAUUUCUCGAAUUCAUAAUAGUACAACUGCUAAUACUGAUUAUAAUGGUCAAAAUUGUAUUGAUAUAAAACCAGCUGAACUUUUUCAUCAAGUGAGAUUUGUUGAUCAUGCAAAAAUAUAUGAUCCUGAUUUUUCUUCAAAUCUUCCUCUAAAACCAAUGACAUCUGCUAAUGUUCCAACAAGUCCUUCAAAUAGAACAGUACCUAAAGUAAUUUCAACAGGAGUUACUUCUCGACCUGUAUCUCGUACAUCAAUGAUUCAACUGAAAGCAAUAACUGAUGAAUUACAAGAAGAUAAAUUGAAUGAAUCUGAUAAUAUCUCGUUAAAUCAAUCUUAUUCAAGUAGUCCGAAAAAGCCAAGUACACCUGUAUCAAGACACAUUGGAAAUAUAUCAAUUUUUGAUGAAAGUUUACAUGAUGAAGAUGCUUGGAUGUCUAUAUUAGAUGUUGUUAAUGCUGAACUUGAUGCACUCAAUGAACAAGAUCGAGCAAAUUCAUUAACUUAG